AUUCGAUUUCUUCGCGUGAGAAGAACGUCAAGAAGAAGAAGGAUCGGAGUUUCGCGGAAGAUUGUAGAAAUGGUCUGGAAAAUCGUAGAAUAUGUUUCAACGAAAAUUCGAGGAUUUAUAUUGUGACGGUCGACCGUUCCGCGAGUCCGUCAAAUCUAUCCAACGAGUCUCCACGUUUUCUUCCCAAAAAAUCUGAAAUUCAACCGUUUCGAAAUACCUUCUGCAGUCCGACGAAGAGACCUUGCCCCUGCGGUAACGGGUGUGGGACAGCCGAAAAAAGCACGUGUUGCUGCAAGCGAAUUUAAAAGAAAAUCGAUCCGCAAUUUCGUUACGAGUUGAAGUUGUUUUUUUUUCAAAUACACAUUCUUCGAUAAUCCAACAGGCAAUUAUUUCGAUUUUGAUAAACGUCAGAUUUAAUUUCUUUCGGUCAAUGUGAAAUCAAAAUUAAUCAAUCAAAUUCUAAAUUUAGUACCCUAUUCGAAAACAAAAUCAAUUAAUUAAUUGAAAAAGAAAAAAAAAAAUUGUAAACGAAUCUAAAUACUGAGAUGAACAUCAGAAUGGCGGCCACAAAACUGCGUAAAAAUAAUCAGAGAAGAGGACUCGCCACGGUCGAUCUCGAUAAGAAAGAUCCUCUGGAUCUGGAGCCACUAAAUUCCGAACCCAAGGGAAAUGAUAAAUCCAAAAACAACGAGCGUCUCCGGGAACGACAGGAAAGGGAAAAAAUUCUUCAAAAAAAUCGACUGGCGCAGCAAGAGAACUUGAAGAACCGAGUAAAGCGAAAUUUGAGCGCUCGACGCGUUCCGAAGGCUGAUGAAAAUUCCCAACUGGAUGAAAAUGGAGACCGAAAUACGGGACAUCACUUCGUGUCGCCGGUUCAGAAAUCCAGCGGGCACAACCUUGAAACUGAGCAGUUUUUGACGUCGAGAGAACACAGAAAAAAUGACCGAAGUAACGACGAUGCUUUACGCGGAGACUGGAGGUCAAAAAGUGCGAAUCACAAAGCGGAAAAUACACGAUGCGCAAACUGCUGCGGACGUCCUCAGCAUUUUCCGGUCGAAAAUCGAACGCGUUGCAGUUUUCCGCUCGAAAAUUACGGAAACCCCCCAGGGAUUUCAACCGGUAGAGAAGCGAAUCGAUGCGAAUUGGAGCUGAUCAAUGCCGCUCCGAGAACUUCUGGGACGUCAUUAAUACGCGCUAUGGAAAUCGGCGAUUCGAGACUGAAAGGCGGACGCAGCGCCGCGGAAGAAAAAAAAUGUGGAAUCCACGGCGAAUCAUCAACCGCGAAUGAGGAACGAUUGGCGACCGCGGGUGGAUCGGUUGUCCGUUCGUACGACGAGAACGAAAGUACGGAGAGAUUGAGGGGCGGUUGCGGGGGCUGCGGGGCUGGAAGAAGCUGCGGUUCGUGUCCUUGCGGAGGAUGCGGAGGUCCUGCUUGUGGCUCCAACGCUCCGGGAUGUUCAAUCAGACCCGCUGGAUGCUGCGGCGGCAAUCAGCCUCGCGGUCUACCUUGCAGUUGCAGAUGCAGAAGUUGCAGCGACCCGUGUCCACCUUGCGGUACUUGCGGCGGUCGAAAUUGCGGAAGAUGGAACAGUUGUGCGGGCAGUGGUGGCGGUAAAUGCUGUUUUCCUCGGAAUACGAGACGUCGAAACGGUCCAGACUGCUGCGGAGGGGGUAGCGGAGGUUGCGGAGGUUGCUGUUGAGUUGAGCAAAAAAAAAAAAAGGAAAAACAGAUCGGAUCGCUUACCUCCGACAACUACAAAUCGAUCCAUUACCCCGCGGAAUAUAAUUACGUCACGCCCCGACGGCCUGUAAUCUUGGAACAAAAAAAAUAAUAAAAAGAAAAAAUUCAAUCAUGAAA
Molecule: messenger RNA, 1858 nt
Organism: Athalia rosae (coleseed sawfly)
Lineage: Eukaryota; Metazoa; Arthropoda; Insecta; Hymenoptera; Athaliidae
Exons: 8
Coding region: 546-1700 (384 amino acids)
Source: RefSeq, a predicted model, not a curated record